AUGAAUGUCAUGGAGAAUGAAAAUUUAAACCAGGCUGUGGUGACAGUUGAUAAGGAUUCUUUAGACAGCAAGAUAAAUGAGGAUUUGCAGCAGUUCACAGGAACAAAUAUGACGGAAGACACCAAUUUAAGACAGGCUCUAGUAGCAGCUUUGAGCAGGGGUAUUUGUAAAGACAUCUGUGAGUUUAAUCGUAAACAGAAGAGCUUACAUAAUAAUGUACAAGGGUCACCAGUUGACAAUCAGGCAUAUACAAAUGGAUCAGUAGGGUGUGAGCCAGAUGCAAGAGCUGAUGCCAGAGAAAGGUUGUAUCCAUUAGCCAAAGUUAAGACUGAAGGAAGUUCAUUUCUAUUUGCUAAAGUUAAGACUGAAGGAAGUUCAUUUCCAUUUACACACAUUAAAACUGAGCAUGACACAUCGGAUACAGACACAGCUUAUUCAUCAGAAAUAGAAACCACUUUGGAAUCACAGGUAGAGCUUCAGCCUUACAAUGAUUUAGGUGCACGGAAUACUGGGUCAUCACUGUCAGUUAUUAAGAAAGAACUAGGGGCAGAUAAUGCUGAAACUCAUCCUGAUCAGCCUAUCAGAAGUGGGCUGCAGUUAAACAAUAUCAAGAUGUGCAGUGUAUUGUUGAGCCAUCAAAAUACACCUUUAGUCGCAGAUCCUUACCCUGUCACUCGGGUCAAGUCUAUACCUGCUAGAAACACAUCUCUGAAGAAUUUUAAGCAUACAAAAGGGACAUCUGCCAAGGAAAAGGCAUCAGCCAAAAAG
Molecule: messenger RNA, 768 nt
Organism: Candidula unifasciata
Lineage: Eukaryota; Metazoa; Mollusca; Gastropoda; Stylommatophora; Geomitridae
Source: the annotation of a GenBank genome assembly